CUAUUCUGGUUCCUCUGGUACCUCUCACACUCCUUCUGUCAGGUGCUGCACCUACUGACAAUGUAUUCUUAUGGGGCGCUUUGGGCGACAACAUCGGUAUUUGUAGCAUGUGGCCUUUGCUAAAAAAUGAUGGACUGGGUGUUCAAUACCUUGCGAUGCUUCUUCUCUGGAACCGGUUGAUCGGGCACAAUCCGUUUAAACUACACCAUAGAUCUUUCGUGGAACUCGUAUCUUCCGUACGUCGUACACACACAGCCAUAAUUAUUCUCCACUUGCUCGAGCUAGCAGUGACACCACCCGCGCGCUACCCUGAUCUCUUUGCAGUACUCAAUGUCUUAGUGAGCACCCCCCGUUCCGCGGAAGUGAGCUGGGCUAUAAGCGAACUACCUGGAAAACGCGAAAAGAAAGAAGGGCCGUCUUCUACGUCUGCGAUCAGUGCUUUCUCCUCGAGUGCCGCGUUUAGGCGUGGUGAGGUGGGUGCGCGUGCGAUGAGUCUUGGGUAUGUGAGUGGGCAUGGGCGUGGACAGGUCAAUGCUAGGAGACGGGCGUUGGAGGUGUUGAGCGCGGGGAGUGGUGAUCGGGAACAUCGAGAUUGAGGAUUAAGAUGAAAGGUUUUCCUUUCGAG
Molecule: messenger RNA, 625 nt
Organism: Suillus paluster
Lineage: Eukaryota; Fungi; Basidiomycota; Agaricomycetes; Boletales; Suillaceae
Exons: 5
Coding region: 108-596 (162 amino acids)
Molecular function (GO): hexosyltransferase activity
Source: RefSeq, a predicted model, not a curated record